GCCCACAAUCUCUCGCUAGAGAAUCAGACGCAGAUAGCACACCCAGCACCACAGACCCCCAGAAAGCAACCCAGGGACUCGAACACACUCACAACGCCCCUCCGCGCACUGCGCAGGCACGCCUGCGCCGGCUCACCCCGAAACAUCGCGAGAUCCGGCUUCAAGGCCGGGCUGCUGCCUUUACGCCUAGAGACUAUGUUUCCCAGAAGGCACUGCGGCGCCGGCCCUAUCAUGGCGCAGCAUCGCUGUGCUUUGUGCGUCUGCGCCAUCUUCCGGCUGCGCACGACGAAUCCACCGGUACCGUGGGGGAAGCGCGCCCUGGGCUGCCGGGGGCGCGGCCGCGGUGGCACUUGGACCCGAGGAGGCGACAGGUGAGGGGCUCCGGAGCUUUCCAGCCGCUCUGGGGUCCAGCAGGAGCUGGUGCCGCGGCCGGUUGGGUCUCAGGCCUGAGAAGAACGCAGACGUCUCGCCCCAUCGUCGCUCUGUGGCUUUACCGGCGUGAGACUACAUUUCCCGCCGGCCCUCGCGACGCGCGCUUGCCGGCGCCCCCUUUCUGCUUCCAGCCUCAUAGCCCAGGUGCAUGGACCCCUUAGCUCUACCAUCGCAGGACUCUGCCCUUCCCCAAGAGAGGAACCAGGAGGAGGACCUAUCAGCCCUUGAAAUUCUAAAAGUCAUGUCCCUCGGGUCAGAAUUGUUCAGGGAUGUGGCCAUAGUCUUCUCCCAAGAAGAAUGGCAGUGGUUGGCACCUGCUCAGAGGGAUUUGUACAGAGACGUGAUGUUGGAGACCUACAGCAACCUGGUCUCACUGGGUCUUGCCGUUUCCAAACCUGAUGUGAUCUCCUUCCUAGAGCAAGGCAAAGAGCCUUGGAUGGUGGAGAGGGUGGUGUCUGGAGGCCUGUGUCCAGUAUUGGAGUCCAGAUAUGAUACCAAGGAAUUAUCUCCAAAGCAGCAUGUUCAUGAAGUCGAAUCACCCCAAUGGGAGAUAAUGGAAAGCCUUACAAGUUAUGGUCUUGAGUGUUCAAGUUUCCAAGAUGAUUGGGAAUGCAGAAACCAGUUUGACAGACAACAGGGAAAUCCAGACAGACAUUUUCAUCAAAUGAUCAUCAGACAUGAAGAAAUGCCCACUUUUGACCAGCAUGCAUCCCUUACUUUUUAUCAGAAAAUUCAUACUAGAGAAAAACCUUUUGGGUAUAAUAAAUGUAGAAAAGACUUGUGGCAAAAGGAACUCCUUAUUAAUCAUCAAGGAAUUCAUACUAAUGAGAAACCCUAUAAAUGUAAGGAAUGUGGGAAGGCCUUUAAAUAUGGCUCACGACUAAUUCAACAUGAGAAUAUUCAUUCUGGUAAUAAACCCUAUGAAUGUAAGGAGUGUGGAAAGGCCUUCAAUUCUGGUUCAAAUUUUAUACAACAUCAGAGAGUUCAUACUGGUGAGAAACCAUAUGAAUGUAAAGACUGUGAGAAGGCCUUUAGUCGAAGCUCACAGUUGAUUGAACAUCAGCGAACUCACACAGGUGAGAAACCCUAUCAGUGUAAGGAAUGUGGCAAGGCCUUCAAUCGGAUCUCACAUCUUAAAGUACAUUAUAGAAUUCAUACUGGUGAAAAACCCUAUGCAUGCAAGGAAUGUGGGAAAACCUUUAGUCAUCGUUCUCAGUUGAUUCAACAUCAGACUAUUCAUACUGGCAAGAAACUCUAUGAAUGUAAGGAAUGCGGGAAGGCUUUUAAUCAAGGCUCAACACUUAUACGACAUCAGAGAAUUCAUACCGGUGAGAAACCCUAUGAGUGUAAAGUAUGUGGAAAGGCCUUUAGAGUGAGCUCACAACUCAAGCAACAUCAGAGAAUUCACACUGGAGAGAAACCCUACCAAUGUAAGGUAUGUGGUAGGGCCUUCAAACGGGUCUCACAUCUUACUGUACAUUACAGAAUUCAUACAGGUGAAAAGCCAUAUGAAUGUAAGGAAUGUGGGAAGGCUUUUAGUCAUUGCUCACAAUUGAUUCAUCAUCAGGUUAUUCACACUGAGAAAAAGCCCUAUGAAUAUAAGGAAUGUGACAGGACCUUGAGUCAUGAUUCACCUACCGUUCAACCUCAAAGAAUGCGUAAUAGAGAAACACAUGUGAAUAUAAUAAAAGUAGAAAAGCCUUCCAUCAGCAGUUACCCCUUACUAAUCAUCAGAGAAUUUAUGUUGGCAAGCAACCAUAUGAAUGGAAGUAAUGGGGAAAGUCCAUUAGCCUAGGCUAAUCACGACUUACUUCUCCCUCCUGGAGAAAGACUUGAAGAAUGUAAUGCCAGCGACAAUGCCAUCAUUCAGAGGUCAUCCUUUAUCCUAAGUCUGAAAAUUCAUAUCAAAGAAAAUUUUAUGGAUGUAAAUUGUUCAGAUCAUAAUUGUCAAAGAAGCAGGGAAAGCUUGGAAGAAAUUUUAUUUCUAACACAUUCCAGAAUCACAUUUUCUAACCACAGUGUAGUAAUUUUAUCAAGAGCAAAAAGUUUUAGUUUUCUUACAAGUUAAAAAAACAGCCAAAUUAUCAUUUGCUUAACAAAGAAAUCAUGCAAUUACUAUAAAUGGUAAUGAAAAGAAUGAAUUGAGAGUUUAACAUGCCAAGAGAUGUGAAAUGUGGCCAAAGAGAUGUGAGGGUAAGGGGAAAGCCAAAGCUACACUGGAGGAAUUUUUAUAGCCUUUGAAUGCAUGCAUAUACAUGAAAUUCUGAAAGAUAAACUCAUAUGCACUAAACAUGCUGUUCAAGACUACCAAACAUCCAGGCAGCGAAAGAAGAAAGUAACAGAAAAUGAUGAAAUAAAGAGACCAUCUUACACUAAUCUCGGUUUUUGUUUCUUUCUGAUCCAGAAGUAAUCUAAAUUUAGGAGAAUAUUUCUUAAUUUCCACAUUGUUACAUUGUUUUAUGUGACUGGCACAGACAAUCAUUGGUUGCCAACCCAGCAGCCAUACCCAAUUCCCCUUGUUAUUGGCAGCAUCUGUGUCUUGCCUUAGACUCUGAGGAUAUCAGAUGCUAAUUUUCCAGUCUCCUGUGCAGCACAGCAUGGCCAGUAUCUCCCAGUGUUGCUCAGUGGAAUCUGUCGGGGCUUCUGGGAAAGAUUUUCCUCAUUCAGAAGAGACAGGUUUAUCAUGAAGAUUUCCUCCUCUCUCACUUCCUGCUUUUAAACAUUCUUAUAUGAGAACAUGAUGCCUAAAGCUGCUGCAGCUAUCUUGGAACCAAGAAGAGAAAAAAGUGGACCUCAGAGAAGCUGACCCAGAGCCUGAGAAGACUCAGCUACUAGGCCAAUUCUGUAACUGCCUUUUUGAUGCCUUGUUAUGUAAGAAAAAUAAACCUUGAUUGCUCAGUUA
This is a messenger RNA of Pongo pygmaeus (Bornean orangutan), 3334 nucleotides long. RefSeq names its product zinc finger protein 582 (gene ZNF582). Bases 581 to 2227 code for a protein of 548 amino acids. The transcript has 5 exons. NCBI's taxonomy places the organism in Eukaryota, Metazoa, Chordata, Mammalia, Primates, Hominidae. Gene Ontology annotation, biological process: regulation of transcription by RNA polymerase II. Gene Ontology annotation, molecular function: DNA-binding transcription activator activity, RNA polymerase II-specific; RNA polymerase II cis-regulatory region sequence-specific DNA binding. The record is from RefSeq and is a predicted model, not a curated record. Gene Ontology annotation, cellular component: nucleus.